Messenger RNA from Scatophagus argus, 3459 nucleotides. RefSeq names its product synemin, intermediate filament protein (gene synm). Gene Ontology annotation, cellular component: neurofilament cytoskeleton; intermediate filament; costamere. NCBI's taxonomy places the organism in Eukaryota, Metazoa, Chordata, Actinopteri, Scatophagidae. Gene Ontology annotation, molecular function: structural constituent of cytoskeleton; vinculin binding; intermediate filament binding. The record is from RefSeq and is a predicted model, not a curated record. Gene Ontology annotation, biological process: intermediate filament cytoskeleton organization; fast-twitch skeletal muscle fiber contraction. The transcript is spliced from 4 exons. The coding region runs from base 219 to 3293 and encodes 1024 amino acids.
CGCGUUUAGGACGAUCCUGUGAGGCAGGACCCGCCCUCCUUCUCCUCUUGCACUUGUCAAAGGCCACCGAUCGCAAAUGACAUCACAGUCGUACCCGCAGACUCACACGCAGAUUGCACCGGGACAACCUGCCUUCUAAGUUAACAUACAGCCAGGGCAUUUAAAACAAACAAACAAACAAAAAAAAAAAACUUACUUCAUAUCAUUUAGAUGCCACAAUGCUGCCUUUCAGAAGAACUUUUGAGAGCGAAAAACACCAGCUGCAGGAGCUCAACAGCAGACUUGCCCAGUACCUUUCCAGGACGAAGCAACUGGAGCAGGAAAAUGCGCAUCUGAUUACUGAAAUAAACAAACUAAGGCAAGCGAAAGCGGCGGAACGGGAGACGACGUACAAGGAUGAGAUGCGGGAUCUGAGGAGAAUGGUGGGGCAGCUGUCGUUGGAAAAGUCCCAGGCUGAGAUGGAGAGGGAGAAGCUAUGGCGGGAGUUGCAGAUGGUCCGGUCUCUGUGCAACGAGCAGACUGAAGUGUGCAGGGACAUCAGCGGCGACCUGAAAGGCUGCGAGACGGAGCUUCACCACGCUCACAAGACCAACACUGAACUCCAGCAGCGUUUAUUUCAGCUGGAGAACGAGUAUAAGUGUUUGGAGGAUGCACACAGGCAAGAAAUGGGCCGUCUCCGGCGUCAGGUGGUGCCCGUCGUCACGCAAACUUACCGCGGACCUCCGGCGGCCUCCAUGGAAGAGGUGCAAGAGUACGCCCGCGGUCUGUCCGAAGGAUGGAUUGAGACCUUUGAAAUGUACCAGCAGAAGGUGGAGGAGAUGGAGCAGUCGAUUAAAGCGGACCAGGCGAUGCUGAGCGACCUGCAGAGGGAAAAGAUGCUGUACGCCUCAGAGUUGGACAAAGUGCGCAUGGAGGCGGAAAAACAAAGCCAGAAUCAAAUGCUCCUUGAAGAACAACUGAUGCACAUGCAGGAAAAAUUCAGGGUGGACUGCAGUGAAUAUCAGAUGAUUAUUGAGCAGCUGGAGCACGAGAGAAACGUGAUGGCUGAAACUAUUGCUGAAAAGAUGCGAGAGCAUCAGCAUCUUCUUCAGGUUAAGAUGGAUCUGGGUAUGGAGGUGGCUGCCUACAGGGCUCUUCUGGAAGGCGAGAGAGUGGGUCUGCAAGAUGCUCAUAGGAAAGUGACUCAACAUCAAAGAGAAAGAAUAAUAGAUAUCAGACUGCCUGCCCAGCCCUACACCCCAAGAGCUUCCACCUUUAACACCAGACAACAUAUGGAUAUCAGGUACACGCCGCCAUCUUCAAACCUGAGAAGGUCCCCUGCACCUCCCUCUGGGUCCAUAAGUCCUUCUAGGGUCAUUCCUAUUUCAGUGGCAGGCAGAACUCGGCAUCAGAGUCCUGCCUCCAGAAGGGACAUGAUCUCAUUCACCAAAGCUCGGUCCGCCACCUCUGCCCCUGCUACCACCACUGCCACUACUGCCAAAGAUAAACAAAUAGGACAGAAAGAAAACCAAAUUGAUCCAACUGGACGGAAAACAAUGGGAAUGGAGAAGACUGUGAAAAUCAAACAGGUCUCUGACAUAGAGAACCAAGUCAGUCCCAUCAAAUCCAUCUCUACUGAGACUAAAUCAGUCAGAGUGGUGUCACCUCCAAUGAUGAGCCUGGGUAUGAAAACUCAGAGAGAAUGCAAAAAGCAAGUGUCAGAUGAAAAAGAAAAAGAUAAAGUAGAUGGAGAUGAGUUCAGAAAUGAAGGGAAAACAGAGCCUAUAAAAGGCACAAGUGAGAAAAAGAUAUUAGAUUCUGUGUCUGUGGAGGAGAUAAUUGAGAAAGUGAUAAAACCAGCAGGUCUGGAAGCAAAGGUUUGCUCCUCAGGAGAUUCAAAGAUAAGGUAUCAUGUGGAGAAAACUGAGCAGGAGGAUGGCACAAGUAAGACACAGAUUGUACUGGAGUCCAAAGUGGAGGAAGAAGUGGACAUAACUGAGGACUCAGCGUUGGCUGAACUACUGAACCAAGGGGUUAAAAAGGUGUCACUGGAAGACAUCAAGGACACAGCAACAGGAAGCAUGAUCAAGAACUUGUUAAGUGGCCUGCAGGGCCACGAGGACCUGGGAAAUAAGUCUGUCAAUGUGGAAAUCAUUGAGGAACCAGUGGAGUCUCACAGUGAUGAGGAGAUUGAGGUUGAACAGAAGACCAGAUCUAGUUUUUAUGAGCCCUCUUCAACCUAUUUCCAAAUUGAGGAGCUAGAAAAUGUCCCUCAUGGCACUCAGUUUCAGAGGAGUGAUGGUGAUACCAUGAAAACCUCCAUGCCAGAUACAGAUAUAGACCACAGCAAGGUCGGAUCUGUACAAGUUCAAGACGCUUCUAGAGAGACAGAAUCUUCAUAUUUCUCCCAUGACCAAGAGCCUCAUGAGUAUUUUGUCUCCACACCAGAUGAUAAUUUUUCUGAACCUGAAGAAGGUGGUGGCAUUACUUCAUAUGGUCAUUAUGGUAUCUUAGAUGACCUGUCAGAUGAGAGGUAUUAUCAAGAUGAAGUUCUUCCCCCAAGAAGAGUGAUUGUAGAAGAAAGCGAUGAAUACAAGUUCACGUCAGGUGAUCAUUCGUUUGUCAAAGAGAGUUUCCCAGAGUGCAUCAUUGAAGAGGAGGUUCGUGUCUCCCCUGUAGUGCAAGAGUCAGUUCUCGAGUUCCUGAGAGAGGAAUCUUUGGAGCCCAAAGAGCAGCUGAAGGGAGCUCUGGAGAAGCUACAAAGCUCUGUGUCAGGUCCACUGAGGGAGGAGUUAGCUUUUCUCACCAAAGUGGGGGCUGAAAGUCCACAGAAUGUUGCUGUUGAUGUAAAAAAAGUCCAACAGUCAAGUGACAAUGGCACCACGACUAUAGUUGCAGAGCUGAAUGUCUCUCAAACCCUGGAAGAUUCUGGGCUGCUGGAGACAGGAGAUGAUCUAUCUGAAGAGCAGAUCAUGGCAGGUCUCAGAUCAUCUAACCUUGGGCUUGAGAAAGUCUUCCAGGGUGGGGCAGGAGGAGGAUACAGCUUCAGAGUCUCCAAAGAAGAGGAUGUUGUAUAUGGUGGAGAGUUCAAAGGCUUCACUAGAGAAGGAAAGUCUGUGUCUGAAAUCACUGAGAAGCAUAUUAAAUUGGGGCCAUCAGAAAAGUCUUACACCUUCCAGAUGGACAUACAGGGCCGCCAUGCUGAGGCAGCCCCAGAAGAAAAGCUGCAAUCUCAAAUUUUGGAGACCCCAGUGAAGAUUUCUCAAGAGAAAAGAAUUGCAACAGUUUACCUUGAAAGCCCAACAGAUGAUUAAGAAGUCAGUCAGAAAUAUUUUCAAACCCAGUACAUGCCAAUGUUAGGAGGUGCACAUACAGAGGUUGUUCUAGUGCAUCAGCCCCCUCAGACAUGGCAUUAAUGCUGCUUGCACACAAUGUAAUAAUGCUGAAAGCUUUGCAGUAAAACAUAACGUAUCUAUUUGA